Teleopsis dalmanni is the source of this 1309-nucleotide messenger RNA. It is a transcript of the gene ICA69, whose product is annotated as islet cell autoantigen 1. The record is from RefSeq and is a predicted model, not a curated record. Bases 20 to 1291 code for a protein of 423 amino acids. NCBI's taxonomy places the organism in Eukaryota, Metazoa, Arthropoda, Insecta, Diptera, Diopsidae. Gene Ontology annotation, molecular function: protein domain specific binding. Gene Ontology annotation, biological process: regulation of transport. Gene Ontology annotation, cellular component: Golgi apparatus. The transcript has 5 exons.
AUUACCUUUUAUAUUAAUAAUGUUAUUCUUCGAAGAAUUGGAAUCAAACCCAAAAGUUUUUAUCAAAAUGUUGAAAUCCGAAAUGCAACACCAAUUUUGGAUAACAAAAAAAGCAGUCCAGCGAAAGUUAGGCUCUAAGGAAGAUGAACACAUUAUUUCUUCAGAUGCAGAGCUCGAUGCAAAAAUAGAAAUAUUGAAAUCAAUAUCUGACACAAGCUGUGAACUUAGUAAGAUAAUCGAACAAUAUCAGGAGCGCCUUUGUGUUUUAUCACAAGAGGAGUGUGUAUUUGGUAGAUUUUUGAAAGAAGUUGGUAAACGUAGUAAGACUACAGGCGCUAGCAUAACUAACACUGGUAAAGCAGUUUCAUAUUGCGGUCAACAACGAAUGUGUGUUCGUGUCCCUCUAUUAAGACUACAGCAUGAAGUCGAUGUUUUUCGGGUAAGAGCUGUUCGCGACACACAAAUUACCAUUCAAAAUAUGGAAAAGGAGCGAACCGAGUAUCGGGCUGCACUAUCGUGGAUGAAAUCGGCAAGCUCUGAACUAGAUCCUGACACAGGUAAAGGGCUUGAGAAAUUUCGAACUGCUCAGUCACAUGUUCGUACAGCAAAACGAAAUUUUGAUAGCCUCUCUUUAGACUCAGUGCAAAAGAUUGAUCUGUUAGCUGCUGCAAGAUGUAACAUGUAUUCGCAUGCAUUGGUAUCCUAUAUGUCGGAACUUAAACAAUUUGCACAAAAAACUGCAAGUACUUUUGAAGCGAUUGCUAAGACGUUGGGCGAAAAAAAAACUAAGUAUGACUUUUGUGUAUUGAAGGAUCUUACGCAAAACGAAGUGGAAGAAUGUAAUGAAAACAGAACUGAUGUGGCAACUGUUGAUAAGGAUCAGACAUUGUUCUUUGCUGAUGAUUAUAUAGACGAGAGAAAAACUAAUAAAUGCGAUGAUUCGAAUACAACAGAAAGUCCACAAACAGAAUUAAUUGAGCUUUCGCAGCAGUUGGAAAGCUUACUUUUACCAAACGAUUCCCUUCAAACAAAUUUAUUUGAUAGUUCUACAUUCUGGCCUAAAGCAUUUUCCAAACAAUCUUCAGAGCAUAUAUCGCUUACAAGCACAAGCUCAACCGUUACUGAUACACACUCCAAUGAAAACCGACAAACUUCAUUAAAGAAAGAUGAAAAUCAAAAGGUUAAAUCCAAUCACUGGUUUGAUCUUUUUGCUGAUUUGGACCCUCUGGCAAAUCCAGAAGCAUUUGAUUUAAAACUGAAUUGUGGACGCACUAAUUUUCAACAAACUUAAAUUUGAAACUAAGAUAAU